Pocillopora damicornis (cauliflower coral) is the source of this 3163-nucleotide messenger RNA. RefSeq names its product pyruvate dehydrogenase [acetyl-transferring]-phosphatase 1, mitochondrial. Gene Ontology annotation, cellular component: mitochondrion. The record is from RefSeq and is a predicted model, not a curated record. Gene Ontology annotation, biological process: protein dephosphorylation. Lineage: Eukaryota; Metazoa; Cnidaria; Anthozoa; Scleractinia; Pocilloporidae. Gene Ontology annotation, molecular function: [pyruvate dehydrogenase (acetyl-transferring)]-phosphatase activity.
GUUGACACAUGGAUUAUAAUUUCAAGACUUCGUAAAAUACCUUAAUGCAUGAAAAUGUGAAGUUUUUGGUGAUUGCUGAACUAGCGUAAUUUUAAAGUGGAUUAGUUCUUUACUGCAAGACUUGACAAACAUGUCAGCUAUUUCGUCGAUUACUGGAAUCAUAAAGAGACUUCCACGACCACCAGUCGUUCAACGUUCGAAUUCGACGUAUUUUUCAGAAGUCAAGAAGUCAUUCUCUGGACAUUUCAGUAGCAUCAGAGUCGAAAGAAAAGCGAAUGAUUUUUGGAGUCGAAGAGGACCAACUGUUCUUUCAUAUCGUGGGCUUGCUAAUCAUGGUGGUAUAGCUUUAUGGCAGUCUUCUUCGUGCAUCAGACCUCAAGCCCACGCGAACUUCUUGAAAAUGAAUACUCGUAACAGUUACAAUGAACCGUGGAUGAUGUCUGAUGAGGAAGUUAGGGAUAUCAUAACAGAAAAUGAAUGUGCAGGUAAACUUCAGCUGGGAAUUGUAAGCAAAUUCGAAUCAAACUUGUUGCCAUCUAAUAAUCCAACAGAGGAUCGAAGAUUUGUGACCAAAUUACUGCAAGACAGAGAUGCCUUUCUGUUUGGUGUUUUGGAUGGCCACGGCGGAAGCAGCUGUGCUCAUAAUGUUUCUCAACGCCUCUCAGACUACAUAGGACUGUCGCUGCUUCCGAAUGAAAUUCUUUUGGGACCAAUGUUGAAGAAGUUUCUUUGCUCCGAGCACCUCCUUGCGUCAAACUCUCCAAGUAAUUACUAUUACAGGGAGGAUCCUGUUUGCUAUGAAAGCCUUAAAUCUUACUAUUUGGAGCUGCGUAGGAUACAAAAGAGACAUGAUGUCAGUGGAACCAUGGCUCCUACUUUUGUGCACCUUCAGGAGACUCAUGGUCAUAAGAGAGCAGUUGUGGAUGCAAAAGAGGAACAAGUCUCUCAGACAAUGGGGGCUAUUUCUAGAGCUUUUCUGAGACUAGAUGAAGAUUUGAGUUAUGAAGCAUCAAUUGAAGGGGAGGACAAAGAAGCAGAAGAACACAGAUUUAAAGCAGCUACCUCAGGAGCUUGUGCCUUGGUGGCAUAUGUGAAGGGAACUGAACUUACUGUAGCCAACUGUGGAGACUGUCGUGCUGUACUUGGUGUACAAAGCGAGGAUGGGCAGUGGUCAGCAUUACAACUGUCUACUGAUCAUACAGCCCGCAAUCCGAGGGAAGUUCAACGAGUACUGAGUGAACACCCACCAGAAGAGGCUUCCACUACUCUCAAAUAUGAAAGACUUUUAGGCCGCCUUGCUCCAUUAAGAGCAUUUGGUGAUGUGAGAUUCAAAUGGAGCAAGAAAAAACAAGAGGAAGUGUUUAAUCCAAAAGGAGAUAAAUCAUUUGCCGAUAUGGCAGAAUUUCUUACUCCACCCUACCUUGCUGCUGAACCAGAAGUGACAUCAUACCAGCUACAACGCACAGACAAAUUUCUUAUUCUUGCCACUGAUGGUUUAUGGGAUAUGCUUAGCAAUGAAGAAGCUGUGGCAUUUGUAAAAGAAAAUUUGCAAAAACACAAUUCAGACCCUGAAAUCCAAGACAGGGAACCAAUCUUGGAUUUGAAAAACUCAGCCUCUUGUUUGAUCAAGGAAGCCCUUGGUGGUGAAGAUCACUUUUCUGUCAGUAUGAGCUUAAGUCUACCAUACCCUGAUGUACGCAGUUACCGAGAUGAUAUCACAGUUACCGUGGUGCAUUUUGAUUGGAGCAAUGUUGCAUUAGAGUAGGCAUAUGCUAAGGGACUGGGAACUGGGCUUCCAACAGGCACAGUAAUUGAGCAGAUAAUAGGUGUUAGGUUGUGUAAUUUCAGGCAAUUUACCUGUGAGCACUUAUCAUAAGUUGUGCAAACAUCUUGAAUUUCACAGUAAUGACCUAAUUACCUUGAAUGUCUAAGAUUUGAUUGAAAAUUCUCCUUUCUAGUGGAAAAUUGUUUCACUGUAAAUUAGUAAAGAGAAUUUGGUGUCAUGUCUGAAUAACACCCACCAGAUGAUAUGUUUGUUUUUCUCAUCAUCUGCCUGCCAAAAUGUGUAUUAGGAGAUGACUGGAGAAGAUACAUCUUGAUCACAAACUGGAAUGAAAAGGUUUAAUAAGGAACUGAUCUUGUGUUAAAAAAAGGCAGUUCUGUUGUGGUCAUGCAAGUAAUAAGAAUUAUUUCAAAUUCUGUGAUGCAAAAAAUUUAAUCAGAAUGUUUGCUUCACCUUGGAAAGUUGGAAGAAGUUUGUGAUGUUUUACAGAUUUACUUCAAAAUAUUGAGAGAAAGAUUUGAUGUUGCAGACUUGCUGCUAAAUUAUAAAGAAAUUCUGGAUUUAUUUUCAUGCUUGCUCGGAAAAAUCAGAAAAUGUUAAUGAUAACUUGAAACCAAGGAGAGCAGUUUUUUGCUCAAGGCUGUUUAAGAAGUUAAAUCACUUAUUUGCAGGUAGGGAAUGUAAUUUUUUGUAUAUACCUUGUACUCAUCAAUGAUCACCAAGAACAGACAGGCAAACAAAAUUUUCGGUGAGUUCCAACAGAUGGGACCAACGAGGAGGAGUAAGGAAGAGUUUUAAGUAGUACAUGUAACUGUAAUCUUUUCAUUAAUAAAGGAAGUGGAGAUGAGAAAGAGAAAGGCAAGAAAGUCAUGAAAUUUCUUAGACGUGUUUAUUUUAUCGUAGAAAAGUGUAAGAAUUGUGGAUUCAUGUACCUGCAAGAGCUUCAAACUUGACCUAACAGCGAGUCUGAGUCAAUACUACAAUUAUAUCAUCUAUUUUAGAAAUCUUUCAAAAAGAGUUCCCUUUGUGGCAAAAACGUUUUAAAAUUCAACAUCAAUUGUUGAGCAAAGAUUCUUAGUUUAAUUAAUUAGUGUGAGUCAGACUCAAUUCUACAAUAACAUUGUUAUUUUACAAAUGUUUAUCAAUACAAAACGAUUCCCUUUCGAUUGGGACAAAAACGUCUUGGUAGUCAACAUCAACUGCUUAUUUAAAUGAUGACCAGUUUGAUUAAUGAAAAGGUCAAUUAAUUUUUAUCAAUCAAAUUAGGUUAGUUUAUGUAAUCAUAGUACUAUUACAGGUUUUAAAAGCAACUUUCUGUGGAAACUGCCGAGCUUCUCAUUUCGCUGAAAUGUGAUUUUUACUAUAAAGAACGAAAGGAAA